This is a messenger RNA of Protobothrops mucrosquamatus (brown spotted pit viper), 3750 nucleotides long. RefSeq names its product TGF-beta-activated kinase 1 and MAP3K7-binding protein 1. Gene Ontology annotation, biological process: protein dephosphorylation. The record is from RefSeq and is a predicted model, not a curated record. Gene Ontology annotation, cellular component: cytosol; synaptic vesicle membrane; neuromuscular junction. NCBI's taxonomy places the organism in Eukaryota, Metazoa, Chordata, Lepidosauria, Squamata, Viperidae. The transcript is spliced from 4 exons. Gene Ontology annotation, molecular function: protein serine/threonine phosphatase activity. The coding region runs from base 93 to 791 and encodes 232 amino acids.
GAGCAUCCCUGGCGCAGUAAACUUUUCUCGCCGAGGGAACAGCUCAGAGGGAAGGCAGCUCGGCGGGUCUGGCCAGCGGGGCUGCUCCGAGGAUGGAACCGGGCGCGUACGGAGCUGGCAAAGCCGGAGGCGCCUUUGACCCCCAGACCUUCAUCCGGCAACCUCACACCAUCCUCCGGAUAGUUUCUUGGCUUUUUUCCAUUGUUGUGUUUGGCUGCAUUGUGAAUGAAGGCUAUAUCAACCAUCCAAAGUCACCAGAAGAGUUCUGCAUCUACAAUCGCAACCAGAAUGCCUGCAACUAUGGUAUCACCGUGGGAGUCCUUGCAUUCCUCACCUGCCUUCUUUACUUAGCCCUAGAUGUCUACUUCCCACAGAUUAGCAGUGUCAAGGAUCGCAAGAAAGCUGUGCUUUCAGACAUUGGAGUAUCUGGCUUUUGGGCAUUUCUCUGGUUUGUCGGGUUUUGUUUCUUGGCUGACCAAUGGCGUGUUUCGAAGGAAGAGGAUAGUCUACUGAAUGAAGGAUCAGAUGCUGCCCGAGCAGCCAUUGCCUUCUCUUUUUUCUCCAUCUUCACUUGGGUGGGCCAGUCUUUUCUGGCAUUCCAGCGAUACCAACUCGGAGCAGAUUCAGCACUCUUCUCCCAGGACUACACAGAUCCAAGCCAGGAGGCCGGCGUGCCUUAUGCACCCUACACAAACGAGGAUACCACAGAUAGCAUGGGGACCUACCAGCAGCCCCCUUCCGCAGAUGCUUUUGAUGCUGGGACACAGGGAUACCAAACACAAGACUACUGAAAACUGUUGGAGACCUCCUAUUUCCCCUUCCCUCUGCCCACUCUCUUCUGCCACCAAGAAGUCAGCGUGCAAAGCAGACCAGAGCAACAGGUGACUCUUGGCCAGUUCUGGCCUUCUAGGUUCUCUUUUUUUAAUUUCUUCUUUACAGAAAACCUAAUGCCUCCUCGUCCUCUGGAAUUCUCCAUCAAAACUAGAUUGUUCAUCGAAAAACACUUUAUUGUUUAUGUUGCAGUGAUAGAUUCUUUGUCUAGGAAGCUCAAGCUGUCUUUCAGAGCGAAAAAUUCUCAAGAUGGUGUUGGUGGAAAGCAUAAGCACUGGAUAAAUGGAUGAAUGCUAGUUUAGAUGCCAGUGCGUAAAUGUAAGUGCUGAGAAAUGAGAAUAAGAACUGGACAAAUGAGUAGACCAUCCUAUAAAUGAAUAGUGAAAGUGGGCAAGCAAAGUGAACGAUGUACAUAGCAGCAAGGAAAAAUAUAGAAAUGGCAAACAGAAAAAGAUCUCAGGCAGAUGAGAAUGGAAUCAUAAAAUGUUGGAUGCAGAAUCUACAAUAAGCCAGAUUGGAUUUGGCAAUAGGAAGCUUUAAAAAUAUCCUGGCCUUGAUUUUGAUGAAAUUACUAAAAUGUUUUGUUUUGUGCACUCUAUUAUUUUUUUAUUUACAUUUUACCCGCUUCAGGUUGAUAAUAUGUGGUUUCCUUCACAAAGUGUUCCAAUGUUUGAUCAUUUGUGAUAGGCUUUUUGGAGAAUUGAGAAGUAUUACAUGAUUCUCUGAUAAAGUUCAAAAUGCAAAAUGUUAAGUACAGGCUGAAAAAUGAGACACAUAAUGAUUACAUUUGUUUCUGAAUAUGAGGCAGCUCUUUACAACAGAAUCACAUCUGUUCAUUCUAUAGUAAGCUAAACCAAAUCUGAUGAACUGACUUUAGUUGACAAAAACAGUAUAUGAGAAGAGGCCCAGUCACAAUCCACAAAAUUUAAGCUAACUAAAUGACUGAUAAUUUCAUUCAAUUAUUUUUUUCCUCCAAAAAUGGUUUAUGGAGACAAGUGUGCAAAUUAUGAAUUGUCAGUGAAUGAUGUAGCAUUUUAAAUCCAGGAUAAUGGCCAUGAAAUCUCCCUCAGAUUCAGACACAUAGUUACCGGUAAUAGAUUGUCAUCAGGAUUAUAUUGUGCAAAUCACAAUUCAGAUGGAAAAAAUGAGUGCCAAUAAUGGGUUUGGAAAAUCCUAUGAACUUAUUGAGAUGUAAUUCAAGUACCACUGAACAAAACUAUCUGUAUCAGUGCACAAUCUUUUUUUCCAGAUUUUUUUUAAAUAAAGCUGAUUUCCAGUUGAAGAAAUGCCACUGCUGAUAAAAUUAUAGUGAGUAGAGGAACUCUAAUGAGGAAUGGAUAUAAAAAUAAGCAAAAAUAGCUCUGAAUAAGAUGAUACUCCUGCCCACUAUAUGGAACACAGUGUUCGAGAUGUCAGGAGAAACAUAAAAGUAACUUCAAUGCAAUGGAAAUGAAUUACUUAAGAAAUGUUUGAGGUAAAGCAGGUAGAAAAGGAAUGUGGACUGAAUAUAAAAGUGAGUCAUCAGUACUGUACAAAAGAAGUAUAUUGAAAUGGUUUGGUCAUAUAAAAAGAAUGAAUGAAAAUUGAUUUGCAGACUAAGUACAUGAAGAAAGAGCAUAUUGAGAGGAAGGGGAAGACCAAGAAAGUCAUGUUGAAUGAAACUCAAAUUCUCCUAAGGAGAGAAGUUUCUUUUUCUUAUCUCAUGCCUUAACUUUCUUCAGUAUACUAUUUCUUGCUUCUUUACUGCACUGUUCAUUAUGUUGAUUAACCCAAGAGGGAAUAAUGUGAUGGAUACAUAAUAUAUGUAUACUAUUCAUGUAUUCAUUAUUUGAACAAUUAAUAGGAUAAAUAAGGAAUAAAAUACAAGUCUAAUCAGACAAAGCAUUAUUCAGAAGUAAACUCCAUCUAGUUCAAUGGGACUUGCUCCGGAGAAUUGUGUCUAGAAGACUGUAAAUUUAAAAAUAUUUAUUCAUGAAUUUCUAAAGUAAAGUGCUAGGACCAAAUGUCAUCUGGCAACCACAUUCAUUGUAUUAAAUGAUACUGUCUUAUAAGAAAACAUUAACCUUUUGUAUAGAGUGUAGCAAAACAGAAUUAUUCUAUCUUUUAAGCUCAUGUACAGUGGUCAGAGCUAAGAAAACACCACUAAGAUGUAUACCAAAAACAUUUGUAAAAAGGCUCAUCUACUCAUAGUGGUAUGUUACCCAAAGUAACUCUAAAGUUAUUGAUUUGCAAGUUGCUAGUACAACUAUCUGCCCAUCUCUCCUUAACCACUUCUUCAUUCAGCAAGCUUUUACUGGCCAGCAAGCUUUUACUCUAAAGGAAAUCAUAUAAUUAUUUUCAUUUAAGAGGUUUGCCUUAAGUUUACAAAGAUCACAACAUUUAGUGAAAUAAGCCUGUUGCUAAGCAAUACAAAACACUAAGCCAAAAGUGAAGAUGCAGUAUUCAGUCUCAAUACUUAGCUAAUUUCCAAAAUAUUAUUUUCUUAAUUGUAUGUCAGGGAGCCAAAGAUGGAUCUUUGUCAUGAUGGCUGUGAAUGAUAGGAGCUGUAGUUCAGAUUAUGCUCCCACAUUGCCCUUAUUCUGAUAUAUCUACAGAUAGCCUUCCCAAUAUCACAGCAGUACCUCAGCAGGGCCACUGUAUAAAAUAAGGCAAUGCGGCAUUUGAAAUGCCAUUUGGCUAUGGGCAUCCACAAGGGGAGGUGUCGAAAUCUGCAAGAUGGCAGACACAGUAUUGCAAUUUUUUAUAUGGAAAGUCAGUGAGCACACAAAAGUGUAGGACUUGAAUCCCAACAUUACUGUACACCUGCCUUACUGCAGAUAUUGAUCUCUUUCCCCAGUGGAUGUUGCAGCUUUUGACCUUCUCUGCUUUUAUUAGAGUCAAGCUAGUAUAAACAGGCAGUUCCUGUACAAAGAGGAAAAA